UCUGUUUGAAAGAGGUGUACAAGAGGAUAACUUACAGACGAGAGAAGAAGCUUCUCUGGAGCAAACUUAAACCAAACGGACUAUUCCCGUGCAUUUUCCUUUUCUUCUGGAAUCUUAGCGCAAACAGUCUGGGAAACAUGCCUGUGACAAGGAUGAGGAUGAGGCCAUGGCUGGAGAGCAUGAUCGAGUCCAACGAUAUCUCUGGUCUGACCUGGUUGGAUAAGGAAAAGACGAUGUUUUCAAUUCCCUGGAAACACGCAGCCCGGCACGGCUGGGAGCUGGACAAGGAUGCAUGCCUUUUCAAAAAAUGGGCAAUUCACACAGGGAAAUAUGCGGAGGGCCAGACUUGUGACCCCAAAACAUGGAAAGCCAACUUCCGCUGUGCAAUGAACUCCCUGCCUGACAUCAAGGAGGUGAAAGACAAGAGUGUUAACAAAGGUCACCAAGCCGUGCGUGUCUUCAGGAUGCUGCCUUCGACACCGAAAUCUAGAGAUAAACGAAGCAAGGCGAGGGAAGCAAAGCCGAGGAGGAAGAGCUCGAUGGUGAAGAUGGAGGAAGACACGGACUACAGCGACACUCAGUCUUCCACUCCUCCAUCACCACAAGAGGACAUGCAAGAAAACACAGUGGACAGCACAGUGCAGAUCGACCAGCAAGAUUUGUCCAUUGUUUCUCCAUGUGAGGUUCCUGACUGGUCUUCGUCAGUUGAGAUCGGCCCUGACAGCUUCUCCCACAGAUUUGAAGUUUCGCCUGAGCACGACUGUGAUGAUUACGACGAAAUCAUCCAGAUUUGCCAGCAACUGGAGAGUGAAACACAGUGGAUGCCAAACAGUUCAGACUACAAGGGUUUCCUGAACAAUGACGCAUGCACCAGUCCAGAGAGCCUUUGGAGUGACUCUUCUUCAGUCGACGAACUAGACAGCACGCCACAGUACACAACUUUGGUCUCAGACUUCACAAGCCCAACAGACGACUUCUGGAGCUUGUACAAACAGCUCAAUCUCAGUCAAUGAGAACUGCAGCACUGGACUGGACAGUGGUUUUGACACUGUGGACUUUUUUUGACAGAGCUCUUCUUGGUCACAACCUUUCCUUCCACGUGAGCCGUCAUCUCAGCUGAAUCAUUCACCACCCACCCUCCGGUGUCAGCACCUUAAGCUACAACACCAUCCUCCCCCCGAGAACUUGCUCCCCCUCCCUCAUCCUGUUAUAUGAAGUUGUGAAAAGAAGUUAUGAAGAAGUACACUGCUGUGUGACAGGAGGUCACAUUCUGCUCAUCAUUUGUGUUUUUGGCAGGUUCAAAGCAUUUUACUGUACAGUUCUGUUUUUUUUUUUUUUUUUUUGUUGUACUUGUAAUAGCAUAUAAAUCUGUUGAGUUCCAGCAGAUCAUUACAUUUUUACAUUAUAACACAUAGCCAUUAAAGCAAAGAGGGGAAAUGGCAUUUGGUGCGUGUAGAAUUUGACUCGUAGGUAAUGCAUAGUGUCACAAUAAUAUCACUUUUUUUUUCCCUCCGUUAUGAGUAAACUUCAGUUAAAGGGACAGACAUGUAUCUUAACUCUCAACUUCUGGUGAAAGCUGAUGUAAGCUUUUUGCUUAAAGCAAGUGUAAAAAAUGUACAUAGUUGUUUGUGUUUGUGUGUGAUUUUUAAAAAAAAAUAAAUGUGUUAACAAAACAUGAA
Molecule: messenger RNA, 1679 nt
Organism: Amphiprion ocellaris (clown anemonefish)
Lineage: Eukaryota; Metazoa; Chordata; Actinopteri; Pomacentridae
Gene: irf1b
Product: interferon regulatory factor 1b
Exons: 10
Coding region: 138-1013 (291 amino acids)
Biological process (GO): regulation of transcription by RNA polymerase II; immune system process
Cellular component (GO): nucleus
Molecular function (GO): RNA polymerase II cis-regulatory region sequence-specific DNA binding; DNA-binding transcription factor activity, RNA polymerase II-specific
Source: RefSeq, a predicted model, not a curated record